Messenger RNA from Fimicolochytrium jonesii, 2347 nucleotides. RefSeq lists its product as uncharacterized. Gene Ontology annotation, molecular function: nucleic acid binding; asparagine-tRNA ligase activity; ATP binding. Gene Ontology annotation, biological process: asparaginyl-tRNA aminoacylation. The record is from RefSeq and is a predicted model, not a curated record. Bases 421 to 2127 code for a protein of 568 amino acids. The transcript is spliced from 6 exons. Lineage: Eukaryota; Fungi; Chytridiomycota; Chytridiomycetes; Spizellomycetales; Powellomycetaceae. Gene Ontology annotation, cellular component: cytoplasm.
CUAUAAAGUCCCUACAGGUACCUGCUCGACCCAUUGUCAGCCUGUCAUAUAGUCUGUCGAUCGGUUUAGCGUUUGCAUGUUUGCUUGUGCCGCCGGAAGGUCCACAUCUCUGUUGCGUACGCUAGGUCUACGGACAGGACGCUCGAUUCUCACGCGAUUAACGACGCUUCGCUCGCUCGGCUUCCAUCAAGGUAGGUCUUGGUCGUUUUCCAGGAGAGGUGUGAAGGGGUGAGGAACGGCAACAGGAAUCGCCACGGAACAGGCUCGAAGAGUCUGUCAAGGCGUCUGGAAACUAACUUCUCAUGUGAAUUAUCGCACUUGACAGGUCCCUCGGUACUCCUUUCUACCAACCGACUCCAGUUUGCACCGAACUCGCUCGGUCAACCCAGUCGACAAAUAACCACCGAUAGACCAACAGGAAUGGCUUCUGUCAUCGAAGGCAUAAAGAACAUGGCUCUAGGCACUCCCGUUCACGUGUGUGAAGUCCAGGGCGAUGACGCAGGGCAGGGCACGGAGCAGGCUCCUUACAAAACGGUUGCGAAAGCACUGGAGCACCCCUCGGUUGGAGAGGGCAACAUCGUGGUCCGCAAGUCGACUGAGGAGGGAUAUCAGCCGAUCGCCAAGACUGCUCUGAAGAAGGCUCAGAAGCUGUUUGAGGCCAACCAGAAGAAGGCCCAGAAGCUUGCGGCCGCUGCCGCUGACUCGGCUGCUGCUGAGGAGAAGAAGUUGGAGGAGGCGAAGAAGAUUGUGAUCACGGAGGACGCCAGUCUCCCGGCGGCCAAGAAGAUCAGAAUCCGUGAUGGCGAGAAGCACAGGGGUGAACGCGUGAAGGUGUCUGGGUGGCUCCACAGACAUCGCUCGCAGGGAAAGGACUUGAUGUUUCUGGUGUUGCGUGACGGUACUGGCUACCUGCAAUGUGUGCUGAACGGCAAGCUGUGCCAAACAUACGACGCAAUCACUCUCAUCAGGGAAUCAACAGUCACUGUGUACGGAGUGUUGCAGGUGGUCCCUGAAGGCAAGAAGGCUCCCGGAGGGCAUGAGCUCAAAGUCGACUACUGGGAAAUUAUUGGCAAAGCUCCCGGAGGGACCGAGGCGUUCGACAACAAGUUCAACACCGAAACCAGCCCCGAUAUUCUCCUGGAUCAGCGUCACCUUGUCAUCCGUGGGGAGACCGCGUCCAACGUUCUCAAGAUGCGCGCCCUGGUUCUGAAGGCUUUUCGCGAGUAUUUUGACUCCCGGCAAGUUACGGAGGUUACACCGCCUUUGAUGGUCCAGACGCAGGUUGAGGGUGGCAGCACCCUGUUCGAGUUCAACUACUACGGGGAAUCUGCGUACCUCACGCAAUCUUCACAACUGUACCUCGAGACGUGUUUGGCGUCCCUCGGUGACGUUUACUGUAUGGCGGAAUCCUUCCGUGCAGAAAAGUCCCACACCCGGAGACAUUUGUCCGAGUUCACCCACAUCGAAGGGGAGCUCGCCUUCAUUGAUUUUGAGGACUUGCUCACUUUCCUCGAGGACAUGAUCGUAACCGUAAUGGAACGCGUAACAAGCGACCCCCUCGGCGCCGAAAUCCUCAAAGAGCUCAACCCCAACUUCGUCGCCCCCAAAAAGCCCUUCCGCCGCAUGGCCUACUCCGACGCCAUCAAAUGGCUCAACGACCAUGGCAUCAAAAAGGACGUCCUCGAUGCCGACGGCACCAAGAUCGGCGAGGCCGACUACGAGUUUGGCGAAGAUAUCCCCGAAGCCCCCGAACGCAAGAUGACCGACGCCAUCGGCGAGCCGAUCCUGCUGUGCAAGUUCCCGGCGGAGAUCAAAUCGUUCUACAUGAAGCGUUGUGGUGACGAUAGGCGUCUCACUGAGAGUGUGGACGUGCUGAUGCCCAACGUUGGCGAGAUUGUUGGCGGUAGUAUGAGGAUCACGGACUUGGCGGAGUUGGCGGCUGGGUUUGAGAGGGAGGGGAUUGAUGGCAAGCCGUAUUACUGGUACACGGACCAGCGCAAGUAUGGGACGUGUGAGCAUGGUGGGUUUGGGUUGGGGUUGGAGAGGUUCUUGGCGUGGCUUUUGAACAGGUACACGGUGAGGGAGGUGUGCUUGUACCCUAGGUUUAUGGGAAGGUGCCAGCCGUAGAUCAUCGCUUGUCACAGUUUGCGUUGGGAUAAGUCUUUCCCUACCAUUAUUAUCGCAUUUAUAGCUUCUCUCCCUUCCACAUCCCCGAGCGUACGUAUAGAUAUGUUGACUAGCUCUUAGAAUGACAAUUCUGGCCACCUUUCCCCCUCCUGUCCGAUGUCAUCUUGUAUCGAAAGAGAAGGGCAUGAAAAUGAAAAUGGAACAGAUUUACCAAUCCGCG